UCUUUUGUGCUGAGCUAGGUAUACACUGCUAGCUCUCACACAGAGAUUAGCAGGUGCAGACUUCCAGAUUCAUUUUAGAAUCAGAAAAUUACAGUGGAGGAAGAGUGAAAAGGAAGGCUGUGUGAAGUGGCUGAUUUUUUUUUUUUUAAUUGGAUGCUCAAAUCCGUGCACAUAGUUAAACAGGGAUAUUAAGAGCACAAUAUCCUUAAAGAAAAACAGCUCUACUCCUGUGGCUGUUGGGGCUCACUUGCAAGGAUCUGUUGUUGCUGGGUGGAACAGACUAAUGUUGCUGCUGCUGCUGUUGCUGCUUCUGCAUUGGGAUGAGUUCCUGUUUCAGCCUGUGCUGACUCAUGUACGAGAAAACAUGAUGCACAGGCAUAGAGCACUGUAAGUCUUUUUCCCCUACCAGUCUCGACUCGUUCUGUAGUUCAUUCAGCAAAUGGCUGAGGAAGUAGGUUUGAUGUCCGGAGAUGAAGAGGAGACACAAAUUAAUGAUGGUGAAGAUUCAUUUCAGACUUGUUACGCCCUAACCACAGCUGACUGCUGCUCUACAGAGCCUUUGCAAGGUAGCUCUAAUGAAGAGAAGGAAAGGUCAAUAGUGCCAGCAAGAUUGUCUGUUCUAUCUGGCAAGGCCAUAGCAUGUGAAAAAACCCUCAUUGGACACCAGUUGAUUGCUCAUAACAAGGUACAAAACAUAGCCUCUGGGUUCACAGAGUAUCAUUCAACAGAUGCAGAUAUGCCAUUAGCUGCCUCAUCUUAUCCUGUGGCGAUUUGUAAGCUGAUGCCAGUAGACAUCUCUUCUCCCUGUUCAGAAAGCCUUCUCUGGAACUCCAAUCAGAAAUCUGAAGAAUCACAGCUUUCAAAUGCUGCUAAAGUGUCUGCUCUCCCCCAAAAUCUUGCUUCACUGCUAGUAAGUGGAUUCAGCUGCUGUCGUACAUGGAACUCCAAAACAGAGCUAACUUUGGAAGGCCCAUUGAAAGUUUGGACCCCCUGUAGCCUGAGCCAGACUAUUUGGAUGAAAACGAUGAAAGUAACAGAGACCAUUGAAAAGCAAAAACAGGAAGAAAAGGAGAAAUACCGACUUCAGCUAGCUAUGUAUCGGAGGCUUCUGCUGCUGCGCUCCAUUAGAAGUUUACAUAAGCAGCUCGAGCAGCAGCAAGCCAGGCUGCAGGAAUGUUAUGGUAUGGUAAUAAAUACCAAGAAAGAAGUGUUGAAACACAUUCGCUCAACCUCACCCUCACCCUCACCAUAACCUUGUUGCUGCAUGCAGAGACGAGCUAUGUUAUAUCACCAAAGCUAACAGCAAAUUAGUGGACAUGGAUGGCAUUGUAAUUUGCACAGAUGAGGCAAAGACUGUACUACUAGUGAAGGAGACAAGUAAUGUUUGGACAUUGACUUCUGAAAUGAAUUUGGAAUAAAAUUAAAUAGUAUUAUUCUUUAUAAAAAUUCAGGAAGUUUACUCUGUGCCUGCAAGCUCCAAAAUCCACGGCUCCAAACAUGUACAUUUCUAGGAAUGCUUAGGACUUACAGUUCUCAAGAAGUAAGAACCUAAGCUUCAAAAGAUCUUUCAAAGCUGGUCAGAUGGUCUUUAAAAAGAAUCAGAUUCCGUGGACGUUGCCCACAGAUCAUGCAAUGCAGAAUUUUUUCCAUGUACUUUCAAUAAUAUUUCUCACAGUUUUAAUAGAACUCUUGUUAGUUUAUCUUCAGAAUAUCCAUAUUCUUGAAAGGUACCAUGCAUAUUUACAUAAAACAAAAGCAUCAUAUGCUUGCAUUGUGUUUGAAAUUCAGAACACGUAUAGAUAUAGCUUGUGGCAUUUUUUAAACCAGUGGUGGUCAAUGCCAGGGAGGGUAAUGAAGAGGGAAAGGAUAGAUCACUCCAGAUAUACCCAGUGGAAUGCUCUCCCUCUAAAGCAUCUACUCCUGCCACUGCUGGAGACAGGAUACUAGGCUAGAUGGACCAUUUUUAUGACCUGGUAUGGCACUACUUAUGUUCUCUUAUGUUCUUAGUUGCAUACAGUUAUGAAUCCUCCGUUAGCUUCUAGUGAAACCAGCUGCUGCAAAUUGAACAUAUUUUGUGCCUUAAUUCGAACUGUCACUAAUAGGGAGUUAGUGACAGUGUUCUUUCUCCAAGUGCAUCAGAUACAAAGAAAACCAUAGGGAACUUUUCUCAGACUGUGAGUCUGAGAUCCUUGCAGGAAAUCUGAAUUCUACAAACAAAUUCAGGGAGAAGGAAAGAAAAACAUGACUUUGUUUUAAAAAUAACCAAAAUGAAUCCCUUGUUACCGCACUUCCAUUAGAAAAUUGAGUAGUUAGGCUUGCUCUUGUAGAGUUUGAAGCCGAAAUGAUGAAAGAAAAAUGGGAGAAAUCAUGACACUUCCUUGCUUAGUGUCUAAAAUAGAUCUACAAUAAAUUAUUUCCUCCAGAUAGGGCUUCCUAAUCAUACCACCUUCUCCCAUCUCUUGCAUUCCUGGUAAUGCUGGUAAAUGUUUUCAUAGGUGCACCCUCAAAUUUUCUGCACAGAGAGGGGACACUAUUGCUAAAAGGGCAUAUCAUUAUCCUCGUGGGCUACUGACACAUGGGAAACUCCUCAAGGCCUUGUUCAGGGAUAUAUAUAUAUAUAUAUAUAUAUAUAUAUAUAUAUAUAUAUAAACUUAUUCACAUAAGAGGUGAACCCUGAUUUGCUAUGGAAGAAGCAGAAAGGAUGAACUCUUAAAUCCAAUCUCUGAAGAGAUUUUUGAAUGGGAGAAUGUAUCUGUAAGCAGGCUAUGGAAUACAGUACAGACCAGACAUAAUUGUUAUUCCAGCUUUUAGACUAGAAUAACUGCCGUUGCUGCUUUAAAGCAAAGGUUUCUAGCCCUCUGGAUCCGCUUAAUUGUAGCUAUUCCUAUAACCUCUUUACACACCAUCCUAUGCAAAGCUGUUGAGGAAACUUCCUUGGCAUCCAGCAGGUGUUUGCAGAGACAUCCUACACAGCCUUAUUCUAGAGCUUUGGUAGUACACAGGGCCUUUACAAAGCCUUAGCAAGAAUUAAUUUAAUCUAGUUUAAUUCAGGUUCUUGGUUUCCAAGGCAGGAGAGUGGAGAGUACAGGACAGGAGGCCACAACCUCUUAAAAUAUAAUUCCAUCCUGCUUCUCACUCUGAGCAGUGAUGGGGAACUCCCUCUGCUUCUAUGGAUCAGGUUUCCUAAAUGAGGCUGCUUCCUUUUUAAAUACCCACCACCCCUUAUAAGUAUACAACACUUUUCUAACACAGUGGGCAUGCCUACGCAUGUAAUUAAUUCAAAACAAUCAACUCUGAUACAUAUCACAUAGGAGUUUAUUGCUCCCGAGCACCACAUUUGAAUGUACACCCGGGACCACAGCACAUUGAGCUGGGUUGGAGCAGCCUCAGCUGGCAAGAGGCCAGGGGAGGUCAACUGGUAUACCAACCUGGGGCUGCUGCAACCUAGUUCAGUGUGCUGCAGAGGGGCUGGCUGGGGCACAAGGGUGGUCCAGCGCAAGGCUAGCUGACAGACGGCCCCCGCACUGAUGUGCCCUACUGCGUCAGCCAGCCCUGCCAGCAUUUACACAUAUGUUGCUGUGCACUAAAAAAACUGUCACAGGAUAGUACUUGUUAAUUCAAACACUGACACACAGUAUUUAAAAGCACUAACCUGCAGUGGAGUCUAUUAGUUUCCUGUGCCCUAAUAGGGAUGCAUGUAUAGAUACUGAGAUGUUUACUGUAGAGCUAAUUAGACAGGUUUGCAGUAAAUGUACCAUGUAGAGGUGCCCAUCUUGUAAUGAGAAAGGUGAUAGGGCCCAUUUGGGGAAUGCAAAUAUUUGCUUUUUCAACUGGGUAUCUAAAUUAAAAGUCUGAAAAAAACAUUAUUUUUAAGUCACUAAAAAUUGUUAGCCUUUCCUGCCAAGACUAACCAAAAAUACCAUUUUGCAUUGAAUGGAACAUUUUGCCUGAGCUGUAAUUAAAUAAAUUAAAUGUACAGGGUUGUUCGGUUGUUUUGGGUUUUUUUAAUUAAUUUAGCUACAGUUCUACAAUUUGAAAUAAAAUGUCAAAUUGUCUCAUUCAGAAAACAUUGAUGUGACAAAAAUUUAUUUUGUUUUUCCCAGAUUUUUUUUCCUGUAGAAAACCAUUCAGAUGAGAUUCAGGUGACCUGAAAUUCUAUUUUUCAGCAAGUUGACUUACUUGCCCCCCAAUUUUUCCCAGCCUAAUUGUCAGUUUACCUCAGUGAUCAAAUGGCUGCUGAUAUGUGUUGAUAUGUGUCCUGCAGUUACUGUAACAAAGGGUAUUGCAAUCUCUAUUAAGAUGCACUGGCUGUGUUGCAGUCUCUGGAGCAUCAGCAGCUUUAGGGUACGUGCAGACAUCACACUUAGAUUGACCUAACUAGGGUUAGGUUGCUCUAAAUACUGGUCUGUACAGAUGUUCAGGUAAAUUAGACUGGGUAAAAAAUGGCUAGCCGAAUCCAACUUAGUUAGCCUGAGGAGGUAUACUUAGUUAGAUCAGGAACUGGUUACCUGAAUCUACUGAACAUCUGUACAUGUUUGAAGCGCAACCCCAGGACUGAGAAAGCCAAGCUGCUUGCUCCAGCCAUGGGGCUGCACUUUUCCAACCCUCCUCCUCCCCCCCCCCAAAUCCUGACUGGGCUAAUUUUAGCCUCACAAUCCCCCACCUCCAGAUGGACAACCCCCCACCCUGUGAAGACCUGCCAGCCCCCCUGAUCCCAUCAAACAUCCCCAGACCCACCAAAACCCCCCACCGACUCCCUGCCACCCCCUCAAUGCCACUCACCUCUCCUCCACCCCUACUUAUUUCAAGCACAUUCCAGGUGCAGCUCCCAGCACUGGGGAACAUCUGCACAAGUGGAACCUGAUCUAUGAUCACACAGCUUAAAGUAAGCCACGUGAUCAUAGUUCAGGUCCUGGGAGUGUCUGCAUGUACCAUUAUUAAAGAAGCCUUGGUAAUACUUCAUUACUGUGCACUAUAUAUACUUGCCUUUCUAAUGGAGCCUUUCAUUAAAUAUGUUUUAAAUUGGUGUGCCUGUAGAUGUUUGGUGAAACCUUUUAAACAAUGCAUUUUACAUAUCCCACAACCCAGGAUGAAGUAAAUAGGCUCACUGUCAUAUUGUUCAAUUGUAAAUGUUUUUUGGUGGGAAUUUUGUCGAUUUUCAUUUUUGUACAGCACCUAACACAAUUCUUUCCUGAUCUUAACUGGCACUGUUGGAUGUGUCUGAAAUAUAUAUUAUUAUAUUAUAUAUUAUUAUAUAUUAUUUAAUAUAUAUAUAAAAUAAGAUAAUAUUUGUUUAAAAUAGAUACAAUAUGACAACUGUGAGAAAAUGAAGAUAAGCCUUGCUUUGCUUGUGCACAUGUUUAUCUUGCCUUUAUAGACACUCACUAAAUAAAUAUUAAU
This is a messenger RNA of Alligator mississippiensis (American alligator), 5400 nucleotides long. RefSeq lists its product as uncharacterized. The transcript has 2 exons. Bases 440 to 1252 code for a protein of 270 amino acids. The record is from RefSeq and is a predicted model, not a curated record. NCBI's taxonomy places the organism in Eukaryota, Metazoa, Chordata, Crocodylia, Alligatoridae.